Molecule: messenger RNA, 1665 nt
Organism: Erythranthe guttata (spotted monkey flower)
Lineage: Eukaryota; Viridiplantae; Streptophyta; Magnoliopsida; Lamiales; Phrymaceae
Source: RefSeq, a predicted model, not a curated record
CACCCAAUCCCAUGUUGCCUCCUCACCGCAACCAUGUCCCCUCUAAUCUGAGCACACAAAAAAACCAGUAAUAAUCUUUAAAUAUCCUUUCAUUUACACCCCCAAGGUUUUGCCUUUUGCCAAGAAAAUGCCCCCAUAGCACCUUCUGCCUGUGUUGUGUGUACUUGUUAUUGCUUGGGAAGUAAAAGGAAUACUAUAUAUAUUUAUAUAUAUAUACUGAAUUAAUUUGGGUGUGGAUUUAAGGGUGCCGAAAAAGAAAAAAAAAAAAGAUGAGUGGGACGGCUUCAACAUCGGUGGCGGUGGGGGUGGGGAUGGGGGGCGGAGGGGAGAUGGGGUACGGUGGUUAUAAGCCACCGUUCACAGCGGUGCAGUGGCAGGAGCUGGAGCACCAAGCUAUGAUAUAUAAGUACCUGGUGGCUGGCCUGCCGGUACCGCCGGACCUUGUUAUGCCCAUUCGCCGGAGCUUUGAUGCACUCUCCGCCCGUUUCUUCCACCACCCUUCGUUGGGCUACUGUUCGUAUUACGGAAAAAAAUUCGACCCGGAGCCAGGAAGAUGCCGAAGGACAGAUGGCAAGAAGUGGAGGUGCUCGAAAGACGCGCAUCCAGAUUCGAAGUAUUGCGAGCGGCACAUGCACAGAGGUCGAAACCGUUCAAGAAAGCCUGUGGAAUCACAUUCAUCUACUCCUUCUACUUCUUCACAGUCGUCACUAUCGACUGCGAUGAUGUCACACCUAUCUAGUGGUGGCAGCGGCGGUGGUGGUAGCAGCGGAAUCUUCCAAGGCGGUGGGGGCCGCGGCGGCGGCGGAACCUUCCGGAGUGUUCCCGUGUAUUCCGGUGUCGGUUCGGAAGGGUUGUCUUUUGGGAGCAGUGUUGCGAAGCUGCAGAUGGAACCCAUCUCGUACGGAAUGGAUGAUAAGGAAUUCAGGUACAUGCACGGACUAACUCCCGAUGCCGACGACAGUAGUUUCUCUCCGGAAGCUUCCGGAAGUCUCGGUUUGGGCUCUAAUGCAGGAACAGCCGCCACCUGGCAUCUCAUGCCCUCUUCGAGCUCGUUAUUGAAACAGAAAUCAGAUUCCCAAUUAUUGUUCGGCCAUCAAAAUAACUCUCACUCUUUCGAGUCCAUUUCGCAGAGGCAGCAAGAGCAACAACAACAACAUCCGGUUCAUCCUUUCUUUAGCGAGUGGCCCACAACAAAGGAAUCUUGGUCAACCCUCGAAGACCAAGAUGGGUCCCACAAGAAUAUUCUCUUCUCGUCUACCCAACUUUCCAUGUCGAUUCCAAGGGCUUCUUUGGACUUCUCUGCGAGGAGUGCUUACUCGCCAAACGAUGCUUGAUGGAAGAUGAUUGGAUCAAUAAAAACCGAUCCAUAUAUCGCUGCGCUUGCUUUGAUUGAUGUCAUAUUUCGAGGACUUGUGUCGUUUGUAUGAAAUUAAUGUACACCUAAUAGUUGAUGACUGAAUUUGUUUUUUUUUUUUUUUUUUUUUGUUUUUUUUUUUUUUUUUUAAUUUUGCUGUCAUUGGCAUUUAGCAUUCUCCUACGUUGAACUCGGGUAUGUAAUGAAAAACAUAUGCAUUAAUAAUAAAAGUCUCUGUCUCUCUUCUGUUCAAAGCUGUCGUCUGUAAUAAAAUGAUGGAGUUUGUGAAUAUUCAGCUUUGAUCUCUACUA